Molecule: messenger RNA, 288 nt
Organism: Stereum hirsutum FP-91666 SS1
Lineage: Eukaryota; Fungi; Basidiomycota; Agaricomycetes; Russulales; Stereaceae
Product: kinase-like protein
Exons: 1
Biological process (GO): protein phosphorylation
Molecular function (GO): protein kinase activity; ATP binding
Source: RefSeq, a predicted model, not a curated record
GCCAUUAGAGAAAUGCACGACGUUGGCAUCGUGCACAUGGACCUGAAGCCAAGUAACAUCUUAAUCGACGAACACGGACAUCUCGUCGUCUGCGAUUUUGGUCUUUCCCAUGAAGUGCCCACCUAUGUUCCGAAGCACGACUACUCCGAAUAUCUCCAUAGAGAUAACUUUUCCGGUCAAAUUGGGACAAUUGCAUACACGGCUCCGGAGGUCAUCACUCACACCUUCUAUAAUUGCAAGGUCGAUACGUGGUCCUUGGGGAUGAUUUUGCUGGAGAUGUACAUGGGC